Messenger RNA from Podarcis muralis (Common wall lizard), 617 nucleotides. Lineage: Eukaryota; Metazoa; Chordata; Lepidosauria; Squamata; Lacertidae. The record is from RefSeq and is a predicted model, not a curated record.
GUCGUGGUGGGGGGAAUGAGGCGAGGCGCCCGCUGAGUGGAUGUCGGCGCCGUUCGAAGAGCGCAGCGGGCUGGUGCCGUGCGCCACCCCCUGGGGCCGCUGGUACCAGACCAUGGAAGAGGUGUUCAUCGAGGUGGACGUGCCGCAGGGGACCCGCGCCAAGAGCGUCGAGUGCAGCCUCAAGAGCCGCCACCUGUCUCUCUCCGUGGCCGGCGAGGAAGUGCUCAAGGGUAAACUCUUUGAUUCUACAAUAGCGGAUGAAGCAACAUGGACACUAGAGGACCAGAAACUGAUACGAAUCGUCUUGACGAAAACCAACCGUGAUGCUGGGAAUUGUUGGAGUUCUUUGCUUGAGAACGAGUAUGCUGCUGAUCCUUGGGUCCAGGACCAGAUGCAGAGGAAGCUGACGCUAGAAAGGUUCCAAAGAGAGAACCCUGGAUUUGACUUCAGUGGAGCAGAAAUUUCUGGAAACUACAGCAAAGGAGGGCCAGAUUUCUCUAGUCUUGGAAGAUAGCUGUCUUCUUCUUUUUUUCAAAUGUAUUCCCUUGAACUCAAGCAAAAAUGUUGUGAAAUAUAAAUUGGCCAAAGAACUCACCUGUGAGAACUAGGCUUAAAAA